Molecule: messenger RNA, 639 nt
Organism: Anolis sagrei ordinatus
Lineage: Eukaryota; Metazoa; Chordata; Lepidosauria; Squamata; Anolidae
Source: RefSeq, a predicted model, not a curated record
UGAUGUGGCGGCGCUCCCAUCCCGGUCUGGCCAUCUUUGUCCUCUUGGCUCUCUGCUGCUUCCUGGAAGGCACAAAUGCCGCUUCCUGUCCUGAUGGUUGGCUGGCCUACCAGAACCACUGCUAUGGACUCUUCUAUGAAAAGCUAACUUGGCAUGAAGCAGAGGAAGACUGCAAGAGCUACGGCACCAAUGGUCACCUGGCCUCCAUCCCCAGCUGGGUAGAGUCGGAGGUGAUCUCUAAUCACAUCAUCACCAACCACAAGCACAUCAAAUAUGUCUGGAUCGGACUCCAUGACAAAUACCGGAUCCGAAUAUUUUACUGGACGGAUGGCUCCAGAGUGACGUUCAAGGCAUGGGCUCAGUUUGAACCUGAGACUUUCACAAUCUUCAAGAAUUGCGUCCAUCUAAUUGACUUUAAGAGUUAUAAGGAAUGGGCUGCUGUCGAGUGCGACGAAAAGGCUUCCUAUUUGUGCAAGUUCAGCUCCUCCUAAGAAAGGCCAAGGCAUCUCCUGGUCAUCAACACCAGAUUGCUAGGACUUCUCCUUGGCUUGAUCCUUUCACCCUCCAAUAAUAUCCUGGCCCUGUUUGGAUGUGGUUAAGCUUUCUCUGGGCAAAGAUUGCAAUAAACACAUUCUUUUA